This is a messenger RNA of Morus notabilis, 1554 nucleotides long. RefSeq names its product cytochrome P450 71D11-like. The transcript is spliced from 2 exons. Lineage: Eukaryota; Viridiplantae; Streptophyta; Magnoliopsida; Rosales; Moraceae. Bases 1 to 1554 code for a protein of 517 amino acids. The record is from RefSeq and is a predicted model, not a curated record. Gene Ontology annotation, molecular function: monooxygenase activity; oxidoreductase activity, acting on paired donors, with incorporation or reduction of molecular oxygen; heme binding.
AUGGGUCUACAACUUCCCUCCUUCUCAAUACUUCUCGGUUCAUUCCUCUUUGCGUUUGUGGUGUUAAACAUACUGAAAAGAUCAUCAAAAACUAUAAACUCUUCUUCGAAACUACCCCCGGGACCAUGGAAGUUGCCCGUCAUAGGAAAUUUGCACCAGCUUAUGAGCUCUUUGCCCCAUCAUGCACUAAGAGACUUGGCCAAGAAGUAUGGACCCUUGAUGUACAUACGAACUGGACAGGUUCCAACAUUAGUGGUUUCAUCGCCGGAGUCUGCGAAAGAGGUGAUGAGAAAUCAUGACGCCAGCUUUGCUUCUAGGCCAGUCUUUCUUUUUACAGAGAUAUUGUUCUAUAAUUCAAGGGACAUUGUGUUUUCUCCGUAUGGCGAAUAUUGGAGACAACUGCGAAAAAUAUGCACGCAGGAGCUCUUGAGUGCGGCGCGAGUUAAAACUUUUAGACCCAUUAGAGAGGAAGAGAUGUUCAAUCUCAUGGAAUGGAUUGCUUCAAAUGUUGGCUCUUCUAUAAAUCUCACUGAAAGAAUUCACUCCUCAACUUAUACGAUCGCAUCACGAGCAGCCUUCGGUAAGAAAAGCAAAGAUCAAGAAGAGUUCAUAUCAGUCGUAUUGGAAGCUUCAAAGAUAGCAUCAGGUUUCGAUCUCGCAGAUGUGUUUCCUUCAUUUGGUUUUCUUGAUUCUCUUUUCUUCGGUACGAGGGCUAAACUGGAAAGCCUGCGUGAAAAGUCUGACCGGAUAAUUGAAAACAUCAUUACGGAACAUAAGGAGAAGCCAGCAGCAAAGCGUGGAAAAAGUGAAACAGUGGCAGAAGAUCUGGUAGAUAUUCUUCUAAAGUUUCAUAACAGUGACAUUGGCUUUUCCCUUACAACUGAUAAUGUUAAAGCAAUAAUCAUGGACAUCUUUUCUGCUGGAACUGAAACAUCUGCUACCGUUUUGGACUGGGCAAUGGCAGAAUUGAUAAAGAAUCCAAGAAUCAUGAAGAAAGCACAGAAUGAGGUGAGGGAAGUAUUUCGUAGAAAGGAGUCGGUUGAUGAAACAGCCAUUAGUGAGAUGACAUAUUUGAAAUCAGUUGUUAAAGAGACAUUAAGGUUACAUCCUUCUGGUUCCCUUAUUCCAAGAGAAUGCAGAGAAAAGUGUGAGAUUAAUGGCUAUAAGAUACCUGCGAAAAUUAGAGUCAUCAUUAAUGCAUGGGCAAUUGGAAGAGAUCCCAAAUAUUGGACUGAACCCGAGAGUUUUAUGCCAGAAAGGUUUAUUGAUAACCCUAUUGACUACAAAGGAGCAAAUUUUGAAUACAUUCCAUUUGGAGCUGGAAGGAGAAUAUGCCCGGGCUUGUGGUUCGGUCUGAUUAAUAUUGAACUCCCUCUUGCAAUGUUGCUCUACCAUUUCGACUGGAAGCUCCCGAACGGAAGGAAAUAUGAGGACUUAGACAUGACUGAGUCUUUCGGCGGAACAAUUUGCAGAAAAGAUGAUCUGCACUUGAUUCCCAUUGCUUAUGACUUCUCUCCUAUUGAAAAAGCAGCUACUAAGAGAAUGAAUAAGUAA